CCUCAAACUUCAAAUUCUCUGUUUCUCCACAAACAAAAAACACUCUCUCAAGCUUCUCAUUCUUUGACUUUAAGAUCUUCCACUCUUUUUCUCUACAUUGUGUGAUUGAUUGAAGCAAGCAAGAAGAAAAUGCCCAAGAAGAAUGGUGCCGUGGCUCGCAGAGCAUGGAACAUCCUGCGUUUUGCAUUGUUGUGGGCGAGAAAGGGGGGCGUUUUCAAACGCCGCCUCAUCACGGAGCUCCGCCUCCUGCCCAAGUAUGUUCGAGGCCUCGGCGGCGGCGCUGGCUCCCGCCACGACCAAAUCUAUUACGGCGAGCGCGAGCUCUCCUUCGACAAGACUCCCAUUUUCAACGUCAAAAUUCACCGCCCGGCGUCCAUGCGCUUCCACCUUCCUUGCAUAACCCCACAAGUUGAUUUCGACUAUGUUUCCGACGGUGAUCAUGAUUAUGACAGUGAAGCUUGUGGGUACGACGACAGCGGGAGGAUGAGUUUCCUUAAGGGUGAAGAAGAAAAAGAAGAAGAAGAAGAAGAAGAAGAAGAAAUGGCUGCGUGUGAGGAAGAUCAAGGGAUUGAUUUGAGAGCAGAAGAAUUCAUAGCUAAAUUCUAUGAGCAAAUGAAGCUGCAGAGACAGAUUUCAUUUUUGCAGUACAAUGAGAUGCAGAAUAGAGGCACAAGUUGAUCAUCAUCUCAUCAUCAUCAUCACUCAUUUGUUUUGAACACAAAUUUAUAUAUACUUUCUUUUCUUGGCACCGGAUUUUGCAGUUUUGGGUGUUUGCAGAUUUAUAAAUAAUAUAAACAGUAGAGUUUGAUUCUUUCAUAUAU
Corylus avellana is the source of this 821-nucleotide messenger RNA. RefSeq lists its product as uncharacterized. The record is from RefSeq and is a predicted model, not a curated record. Lineage: Eukaryota; Viridiplantae; Streptophyta; Magnoliopsida; Fagales; Betulaceae.